UUAAAGUACGAACUACCAAACACCCGUCACUCCAAAAUCACAGGAUUGAUAAUUUUUUGCACAUAUUUUAUCAAAAAACUGUCAAUGAGGAGCAACUUUCCUUCAAGCACGACAAUUACGGAAACUGUUGGUGUAGCAGAGUUUAUUUCAAUAAUCUGGGGCGUUUUAGUUGACGCAUAUCUCUCUAUUCAACACGAACAGUAUGAUGUUCAGAGCAAGUUGUUAGUUUUCCUAAUAGUCUGGCUGAUUUUGAAUCUGCUUCUGAUUACUAUUGCCUGGAGAUAUUACGGAGAGAGGAUUUUUGAGAAACUUUAUCGUUAGAAGAAUAAGCAGUGCUGUAACAGUUUAACCAUGUCAGCCAUAAAGAAAUUUUUCCAAAAGAAGAAGUUAGAUGUCAAGUUCAAGAAGGCUGGAGAGGGACAUAAAUUGACAGAUGAUACAAGAUCAGCACCCUCUUCAUCACGGCCACAAUCUGUUCAAACCCCAAGGUCAGGGCCGUCUGAGGAGGCAGCUCGAGCAGCUGAGGCAGCCUUAAUGAGAACAACUAAAAACCAGACUAAAUCAGACCCAAACUACAUUGCUAAAGCAAGAAUGAGAAGGGAGAUGGAGGAGGAGAAAAAAGCUGCAGAACAAGCGAUGAAGCUGGCGAGCCAAUACAGGGAGGAACCAAAGGAAAUUGUCAAGGACUCCGCCCCUGUACUAAACAGUAUACUCUACACCUGCCCUGAUAUAGGACCUGCAGUUUUGCCAAAAGAGGAGAUGAAUAAAUACAUCCAUGAGUUUUUACUGUCUCAGCUAGCAGAGGAGCCAGCAAUGGCUUCCGCCCUCAUGAUCCAAACAUUAAACAAGGACAAAGAGAAAGUGAAAGUAUGUGUAGAAACUCUGACAAAAUACCUUGACAAUCUCAUUAAUAACCCAUCCGAAGAAAAGUUCCGCAAGAUAAGACUUUCCAACAAAGCCUUCAUAGAGAGAGUGAGAAAUCUGGCUGGAACAGAUGAAUUUUUACAAGCUGUUGGCUUUACAAUUAGAAAACUGCCUUUUGAAGAUGGAGAGACUGAUUUUUAUGUGAUAGAAGAGGAGGUAGCAAAAGACUCAGGUUGUCUAGAGAAUAUAAAAGAAAUUCUUUUAACAGCAGAGCCCAUUAGGCCACAACUUGAUAGAAAUUUAAAGGUCUACCAUCCCUCACCUUCAGCAUCCAGAUUUAACAUUCCUGAUGAGUUUUACAACAUCUCACCAGCAGAGCUCAAGCGAGAACAACAAGCACGUCAAGAAGCCACAGAAAAACUAGGAAUGUUGCGUACCAAGGCAAUGCGGGAAAGGGAUGAGAGAAGAGAACUCACUAAAUAUCGCUUUGUCCUAAUCAGAGUCCGUUUUCAUGAUGUGCUUUUGGAGGGCACUUUUAAAGCUAAUGAACCAUUUUCCUGUUUAGUUGAUUUUGUGAGAGAGAAUUUAGAGCAUGACUGGAUUCCAUUUCACUUGAGUUCAUCUGGUGGACAAAAACUGACAGAUCACUCUUUGACAUUUGCAGAGUUGGGUCUGGCCCCUGCCGCUGUGGUUAACUUCUCCUGGGACAAGGAGGUGAUGGAAGAGGUCAAAGCUCAGCAGGGGAACAAAGGAAGCAACUCAUCAUUAAAACAAGAGCUUAUGGCAAGAAUUCAAGACUUGUAAUGUUUAAAAAAAAUUAUAAGGAUUAUGUACACAAGUAGAAACAGCAUUUAUCGGAGAAUAGAAUCAAUUUCUUUCAUAAGAUUUGUUACAAAUUUAAUGAGAUGGCUUGAACCAACUGUUACUGUAUUUUGAUGUUGAAUUUUUACUAUUUGAAAAUGUUUUAUUAUGUGGGAAAGUAUUAUCAAAAGUUUUCUAUAAUAUUUAAAUGAUUAAAAGUACUUGUACAUGUAGCAAUGAUAAGUUGAUAAUCUGAGCCAAACUUCUUGUUUGCAUGUUAUUUUCUCAUCAUCUUUUAACUACUGAAACACAGAAGUGAACAGUUUGAUAAAGUAUCUAAGCUAGUCAGAUGGGAUUUUUUUUAAUGUUUUAAUUCAUUGAAGCAUAAUAUCAAAGCUAUUCAUUGCCAUGCAAAACACAAUUGUUUAUGAACAACAUGAAUAAAUAAAAUAAUAUUAAGGUAGUCCGCUCCUCAGGUUCUGAAAAUCAGGUGUUGAAUAAUUUAAGAAUUAAAAUGCUCACAAAAAUA
Molecule: messenger RNA, 2194 nt
Organism: Saccostrea echinata
Lineage: Eukaryota; Metazoa; Mollusca; Bivalvia; Ostreida; Ostreidae
Product: UBX domain-containing protein 6-like
Exons: 4
Coding region: 352-1668 (438 amino acids)
Cellular component (GO): cytoplasm
Source: RefSeq, a predicted model, not a curated record